UGGUUCCAACACCUACAAAAAACCGCCAUCCAAGAGUUUCUUCUAUUUUGUGGUGGAAGCUUUCAAGGAUCUCACAAUUUUAAUCCUGCUCGGCUGUGCCGCGCUUUCUCUUGGUUUUGGCAUUGAGAAGAAUGGCUUGAAAGACGGUUGGUAUGACGGUGGGAGUAUUUUUGUGGCUGUUUUUCUGGUCAUUGCCGUCUCUGCCAUCAGCAACUACAGACAGAACAGACAGUUUGACAAAUUGUCUAAAGUCAGCAACAACAUCCAAAUUGAUGUCAUCAGAGGCGCCAGGCGGCAACAGAUUUCAAUAUUUGACAUCGUUGUCGGAGAUAUUGUUUGCCUGAAAAUCGGAGAUCAAGUUCCAGCAGAUGGGUUGUUCUUGGAUGGACAUUCUCUGCAAAUAGACGAAUCCAGCAUGA
Rubroshorea leprosula is the source of this 419-nucleotide messenger RNA. Lineage: Eukaryota; Viridiplantae; Streptophyta; Magnoliopsida; Malvales; Dipterocarpaceae. The record is from the annotation of a GenBank genome assembly.